AUGCGAUCCAUCAUUUUUUGCAUUUCCAACAUGCCACGAGCCCUACCUCCGUCGCUCGAACUGACCUACUUUGAUGCUGGCGGGCGUGCGGAACCCAUUCGAUUGAUCUUAGCAUAUGGCGGUAUUGAUUUUGACGACGUGCGCAUCCCUGGGAAGGAAUUCCCUGAAAAGAAACCGUCGUUGGACCUGCCGUUUGGCCAAGUGCCUACCCUCAAGGUCAAUGGAACGAAAGUGUUUGCGCAGAGUGUCGCCAUCGCACGUUAUGCCGCCAUGUUAGCAGGACUGUACCCCCAAGAUCCCCUGGAAGCGUUGGAGGCGGACCUUGUCGUCGAUACUGUCGUGGAAGCCACCAUGACGUUUGUCAACGCUGCUUUGUUGGAACCGGACGAAGCCAAGAAGGCCGACAAGCUGGCGGACGCCAACAACAAAAUCCUCCCGCGACUCCUGGGCGGCCUCGAGAAACGAGUUGUCGGACCUUAUUUCUUGGGCGAAGCACCGACAUUUGCCGACAUUUACGUCCUGGACUUUCACACGCAAAUCUGGUGUGCGUUCCCUGACCAACUUAUGGCGACCCCCGACAAGUACCCCAAGCUUGCAGCCAUCGCCGAUCAUUUGCGUCAAUCCAGCGAAUUGGCGUCGUAUUUGAACCCGAAGAAGCGAAAGUUAUCCAGCUGAGCCUACGUAGAGCUGUGAUCUUACAAUACAUACUACUAAUAGUACUGUAAUCCUAUUGGCAUUCGCACUGUAAUUCACUAUCAU
Molecule: messenger RNA, 759 nt
Organism: Aphanomyces astaci
Lineage: Eukaryota; Oomycota; Saprolegniomycetes; Saprolegniales; Verrucalvaceae
Exons: 1
Coding region: 1-675 (224 amino acids)
Biological process (GO): glutathione metabolic process
Molecular function (GO): glutathione transferase activity
Source: RefSeq, a predicted model, not a curated record